AUGGUCCUUCUCUUGUGACCUCCACUCAUCACCAAGAAGUACUCUCAUCUUCUUCGGAAUGGCUUCUUUCCUAGUCUCUAAAACCACCGUUCUGCUACUGGUUCUGGUGAGCCUGGCACAAGUCAACAUGGGCUCGAGAGUACUGUCGAGCUUGGUUGAACAGCCAUCGGAACUCCUCACGUACCACAAUGGUGCAGUGCUCCAAGGCGACAUCGCCAUCUCCAUCAUGUGGUACGGGGCAUUCACCCCAACCCAGAAGGCCAUCAUGUCCGACUUCCUCCUCUCCCUCACACCGAGCUCCCAAACUCGACCGCAGCCACUGACUCCUUCCGUCCCACAGUGGUGGGAGACCAUCGACAAAGUUUACCUGGCCAAAGCCGGAAAGAAGACGAAGACGACCAACAUUGUGUUGGCCGAACAAGUCUCGGACGAGGAGUGCUCCCUCGGGAAGUCCCUCAAGACGUCCCAGAUCCCGGAGUUGGCCGCCAGGGCCGGUCCGAAGAAGGGUGGAAUCGCGCUCGUGUUCACCGCCCAGGACGUGGCGGUCGAGGGCUUCUGCAUGAGCCACUGCGGCCUGCACGGUUCCGACCGGAACACCGGGUCCGCCUACAUCUGGGUGGGCAACUCGGCGGAGCAGUGCCCGGGCCGGUGCGCGUGGCCCUUCCACCAGCCCAUGUACGGGCCACAGACGCCGCCGCUGGUGGCGCCCAACGGCGACGUCGGAGUCGACGGCAUGGUGAUCAACCUGGCGACCCUGGUGGCCGGCACCGUCACCAACCCGUUCGGCGACGGAUUCUUUCAGGGGGCGAGGGAGGCGCCACUGGAGGCGGCGACGGCGUGCCCGGGGGUGUACGGGAAGGGAGCCUACCCGGGCUACGCCGGCGACCUGCUCGUGGACGUCACCACCGGGGCCAGCUACAACGCGAACGGCGUCUGCGGGAGAAAGUACCUGGUGCCGGCGCUGUUUGAUCCGUCGACGUCCACCUGCUCCACGCUGGUUUAGGAGGCUGAUGACUUCGUGUACUUGGAAUAAUGUGAUUCUUUGAUUCAUUUACUGUUCCUACUGCUUUCAGUGGCGCUGUCGUGCCGACCUCUUAAAACUCUCCUUCAAUUCCGACACCGCCAUUGUUUUCAUCUCAUGUAUGCAGCUGCUUGCCGGUCUCCCACCCCGCGAUGGAACCAUAUUAACUUAA
Molecule: messenger RNA, 1193 nt
Organism: Musa acuminata subsp. malaccensis (wild Malaysian banana)
Lineage: Eukaryota; Viridiplantae; Streptophyta; Magnoliopsida; Zingiberales; Musaceae
Product: protein PHOSPHATE-INDUCED 1
Source: RefSeq, a predicted model, not a curated record